AGACUCAUUUCAUUUUCAUAUAUGACGCAUCAAUCUAUACCUAUCAUUUUCGAUUGUUCCAAAUCUUUAUUAAAAACAAGUUUUUGUGCGUAAUUAUAAUUUAUAAUUGCGAAUAUAUUUUUAUUCGUAUGCUGUAGGUAGUUCUCCGUAUUGAAAAUGAGUUUCCUUGGGAAAAUAUUCGGCGGGAAGAAGGAAGAAAAAGGUCCAACGACCCAUGAAGCAAUACAAAAAUUACGUGAGACCGAAGAGUUGUUGGUAAAGAAACAGGAAUUUCUGGAGAGGAAGAUUGAAGUAGAGAUACAGACAGCUAGAAAACAUGGAACAAAGAAUAAGAGGGCGGCCAUUGCUGCUCUUAAACGUAAGAAGCGCUACGAGAAACAGCUCACCCAAAUUGAUGGCACUCUCACACAAAUAGAAGCACAGAGAGAAGCAUUAGAAGGUGCCACUACAAAUGCACAAGUCCUCAACACCAUGAAGGAUGCUGCCAAUGCAAUGAAAUUAGCACAUAAAGAUAUUGAUGUGGACAAGGUGCAUGAUAUAAUGGACGACAUUGCGGAACAGCACGACAUCUCGCGUGAAAUCACCGACGCCAUCAGUAACAACGUUGCCUUCUCCAACGACGUCGACGAGGACGAACUGGAGAAGGAACUUGAGGAGUUGGAACAGGAGGAUCUGGACAAAGAGAUGUUGGGUAUCAAUGUACCAACGGACAAGCUGCCCGAUGUACCGACGUCGGAGCUUGUUCACGACAAACCCAAGCCCAGCAAGGCUAAGCAGACUGAGGACGACGACGAUUUCAAAAUGCUGGAGUCCUGGGCUACAUAGGUGCGAUUUAAACUCGUUUAUAAAGACAUCUCUGCUUUUAUACGAUGUUAUUUUUGACAUCGGCAGAGCGUGUUGCGUUCACACACAUGGCCUAUCUGCAUUACGAUAUUUUAUCGCAACUUGCACAUAGUUUUCCGCGGCAAAAAUUAUGUAUUUUCUUAAAAAACUCAAAAAAAAUCGCAGUGCGGGAUACAGGAUCAAAAUUUCACCUGUCAUUUCAACCAAAUUCGUUAAAUAAUUAACGAAUUUUGUUAAUUAGUUAAUAUAUGUUUUACUUAAUUAACAUAUGUUGUUAAUUAACGAAUUUUGUUGAAUUAUAUAUCUUAAUGUUGGUUUAACUUCAUUUUGUAGUAUGGCUUCCAUUGUAAAGGUUGUAAAUUUCGC
Messenger RNA from Achroia grisella, 1209 nucleotides. It is a transcript of the gene shrb, whose product is annotated as charged multivesicular body protein 4b. The record is from RefSeq and is a predicted model, not a curated record. The transcript has 5 exons. Gene Ontology annotation, cellular component: multivesicular body; ESCRT III complex; cytoplasmic side of plasma membrane. Bases 157 to 825 code for a protein of 222 amino acids. Gene Ontology annotation, biological process: late endosome to vacuole transport via multivesicular body sorting pathway; vesicle budding from membrane. NCBI's taxonomy places the organism in Eukaryota, Metazoa, Arthropoda, Insecta, Lepidoptera, Pyralidae.